AUGAACAAUGCAUCUAGUAUUGUAAUAUUUUCACUGUCUGGCUUCAAUGCAACAGUCAACUACAGAGUCACACUUUUCACUCUCACUUUAUUAAGUUACUGUGUCAUUCUGGUCGUAAAUGUGACUCUCAUUUUAACCAUAAUCCUGGAUAAGAACCUCCAUGAACCUAUGUACAUCUGUGUGUGUAACCUAUGUUUUAAUGAAAAUGAACUUUAUGGGACUGCAGGUUUUUUCCCAAAAUUUGCUUUUGAACUUCUGUCUGAUGUUCAUGUAAUAUCAUAUGUUGGAUGUCUUUUACAAAUCUAUGCCAUUUACUCUUACACAAUGGUUCACUAUGUGGUUUUGGCUUUAAUGGCUUAUGACAGGUAUGUGGCCAUAUGUCGACCACUAGAGUAUCACUCUGUAAUGUCAUUGAGAAGGACUGCUGUGUUAGUGGCUUUGUCCUGGCUCGUUCCAUUCUGCUGUAUGAUCAUCGGUGUAUUUUUGACAUCUACACUGAAAAUAUGUGGCUCACACAUAGAGAAAAUCUACUGUGAGAACUGGGCAGUUGUUAAACUUGCUUGUAGUUCAACCAAAGCUAAUGACAUUUAUGGAUUGUUUCUUAUUUGCAUCUUUAUAGUUGUGGGCCUCUCCAUUCCAGCUUCAUAUGUGCAGUUGGUAAAAUCAGCUUUAAAAUCCAGGAGAGGCAGGAGAAAGUUUACACAGACGUGUGUGCCACAUUUAUUGUGUUUGUUUAAUGUUUCAGUUGCUGGCUUUUUUGAUGGUAUGUACUCGAGGUAUGGAUCGGCAUCUUUGGCACAGAGUGUGAAGAACUUCAUGGCCAUACAGUUUCUCCUGAUCCCACCUAUGCUGGACCCUAUUAUUUAUGGGCUGAUUCUGACUAAAAUUCGAGGUAGAAUGAAAUCUUUGUGCAUGAUGGCAUGUCAAAAAAAUUGA
Molecule: messenger RNA, 936 nt
Organism: Monopterus albus (swamp eel)
Lineage: Eukaryota; Metazoa; Chordata; Actinopteri; Synbranchiformes; Synbranchidae
Product: olfactory receptor 1-like
Biological process (GO): detection of chemical stimulus involved in sensory perception of smell; G protein-coupled receptor signaling pathway
Cellular component (GO): membrane
Molecular function (GO): olfactory receptor activity; odorant binding
Source: RefSeq, a predicted model, not a curated record